GAGGCGGAGAGGGGCCGGGCUCGACUCGUCGCCUCGGGCUGCGCGGGGAGUCGCCGCCGCCGCCGCCGCCGCCGCCGCCGAGCGCCCGCCGGACGAGAAGGAGGAGCAGGAGCUGGAGGAGGAGUCGCCGCCGCCAGGAAUAGCUAUUCACAGUCAGACAGAACCUCUUAUCACGUUUUGCAGUAUCUCCUGAGGAAGUCAGAAUCUGAGCCAGCAUGAAGACGGAAUCUUGUCUUCGAUCUGAUUUGCAAACCGUACUUUUAUUCUAAUCAUGUGCAAGGUGGAGGUUAUAGCGUGGGAACUAAAAUCUUACUGCCUGCCUGACACAACUCGCUUCAAGAAGUGCACAAUGUCAGAACGUGGAAUUAAGUGGGCUUGUGAAUAUUGUACGUAUGAAAACUGGCCAUCUGCAAUCAAGUGUACUAUGUGUCGUGCCCAAAGACCUAGUGGAACAAUUAUUACGGAAGAUCCAUUUAAAAGUGGUUCAAGUGAUGUUGGUAGAGAUUGGGAUCCUUCCAGCACUGAAGGAGGAAGUAGUCCUUUGAUAUGUCCAGACUCCAGUGCAAGACCAAGGGUUAAAUCUUCAUAUAGCAUGGAAAAUGCAAAUAAAUGGUCAUGCCACAUGUGUACAUAUUUGAACUGGCCAAGAGCAAUCAGAUGUACCCAGUGCUUAUCCCAGCGUAGGACCAGGAGUCCUACAGAAUCUCCUCAGUCCUCAGGAUCUGGCUCAAGACCAGUUGCUUUUUCUGUUGAUCCUUGUGAGGAAUACAAUGAUAGAAAUAAACUGAACACUAGGACACAGCACUGGACUUGCUCUGUUUGCACAUAUGAAAACUGGGCCAAGGCUAAAAGAUGUGUUGUUUGUGAUCAUCCCAGACCUAAUAACAUUGAAGCAAUAGAGUUGGCAGAGACUGAAGAAGCUUCUUCAAUAAUAAAUGAGCAAGACAGAGCUCGAUGGAGGGGAAGUUGCAGUAGUGGUAAUAGCCAAAGGAGAUCACCUCCUGCUAUGAAGCGGGACUCUGAAGUGAAAAUGGAUUUUCAGAGGAUUGAAUUGGCUGGUGCUGUCGGCAGCAAGGAGGAACUUGAAGUAGACUUCAAAAAACUAAAGCAAAUUAAAAACAGGAUGAAAAAGACUGAUUGGCUAUUCCUCAAUGCUUGUGUGGGGGUUGUAGAAGGUGAUUUAGCUGCCAUAGAAGCAUACAAGUCAUCAGGAGGAGACAUUGCACGCCAGCUCACCGCAGACGAAGUACGCUUGCUGAACCGCCCUUCUGCCUUUGAUGUUGGCUAUACUCUUGUACACUUGGCUAUACGUUUUCAGAGGCAGGAUAUGCUAGCAAUAUUGCUUACAGAGGUGUCUCAACAAGCAGCAAAGUGUAUUCCAGCAAUGGUGUGUCCUGAACUGACAGAACAAAUCCGGAGAGAGAUCGCUGCCUCUCUUCAUCAGAGAAAGGGGGAUUUUGCUUGCUAUUUUCUGACUGACCUUGUAACAUUUACGUUGCCAGCAGAUAUUGAAGAUUUGCCUCCAACAGUCCAAGAAAAACUAUUUGAUGAGGUGCUUGAUAGAGACGUUCAAAAAGAAUUAGAAGAAGAAUCUCCAAUUAUUAACUGGUCCUUGGAAUUGGCUACACGUUUGGACAGUCGACUGUAUGCACUUUGGAACCGGACUGCAGGAGACUGCCUACUUGAUUCAGUACUACAAGCUACCUGGGGCAUUUAUGACAAGGACUCGGUGCUUCGGAAAGCCCUGCAUGACAGCCUGCAUGACUGUUCACAUUGGUUUUACACACGCUGGAAAGAUUGGGAAUCAUGGUAUUCUCAGAGCUUUGGUUUACAUUUUUCCUUGAGAGAAGAACAGUGGCAAGAAGACUGGGCAUUUAUACUCUCUCUUGCUAGUCAGCCUGGAGCAAGCUUGGAGCAGACGCACAUUUUUGUACUGGCACAUAUUCUUAGACGACCAAUUAUAGUUUAUGGAGUGAAAUAUUACAAGAGUUUCCGGGGAGAAACUUUAGGAUACACUCGGUUUCAAGGUGUUUAUCUGCCUUUGUUGUGGGAACAGAGUUUUUGUUGGAAAAGUCCGAUUGCUCUGGGGUAUACAAGGGGCCACUUCUCUGCUUUGGUUGCCAUGGAAAAUGACGGCUAUGGCAACCGAGGUGCUGGUGCUAAUCUGAAUACUGAUGAUGAUGUCACCAUCACAUUUUUGCCUCUGGUUGACAGUGAAAGGAAGCUACUCCAUGUGCACUUUCUUUCUGCUCAGGAGCUAGGUAAUGAGGAACAGCAAGAAAAACUGCUCAGGGAGUGGCUGGACUGCUGUGUGACAGAGGGGGGAGUUCUGGUUGCCAUGCAAAAGAGCUCUCGGCGGCGAAAUCACCCCCUGGUUACUCAAAUGGUAGAAAAAUGGCUUGACCGCUACCGACAGAUCCGGCCCUGUACAUCCCUGUCUGAUGGAGAGGAAGAUGAGGAUGAUGAAGAUGAAUGAAAAAAAAGCAGAAGACCAAGGCAUCGGAUCUGUAAUGACCCUAAAGUUAGUGUGGUGCUCCAAGCAGAGUCUACAUCAUGGACUGAACCAAAUCUGGCAGAAUCUGCUCGGAAGUGUUUUCCUGGACCACACACACCUAAUGGAGAUACGGCCUCUGCUGCAUGAGGGGACAGAGAACUUCGGUUGGACUACAGUUUGUAAAAAAAAACAAAACCUAAUUUUAUUAUUAAGACAGAACUUUUUGUCCUUUCAAAUUGUAAAUCUGUCUAUAAAUGUAACGCAUGUGGUUGUGAAAGAAAUUGUGUAAUAGGAAAAGUUGUACCAGCAUCUUCAUAUUAUUGAGAAAUUGUUUUCCAGCAUGGGCACUUAGAAAAAGCACAUGACAGACGACUCUUUGUUCCUUUGAGAUAAUAUUUCAAUAGAACCUGGCAUUCUACUUUCACCUUAAAAGAUCCAUCUAAUGUUAAGUCUCAGAGAUCUGGAAAUGUUUUGUAUGAAUUAUCCACAGCAAAACAUAAAAAUAAGCUUUUAAUAAUUUAGUUCCUAUUGUGCCCAAUAAAAUCAAAUCUUUUAGGAACAAACCGAAAGAAAAGAAUGUUUUAGCGUGAACUAAAUAUAAACAUUGUUUUAUUUGUUUUGAAGAGGGUUUUGGUUUUGGUUAUUGUAUCUUUAUACCCCCUUUCAAUAUGUAGAUAUUUAUUUGUUUGGAAGAGUACCUUAAAAAUAAGGGUUCUAAUUCCAGAUUCUGGGUCUGUGAGUAGCAUUUUCCUGGAUGAAAAGGGAGCAAGCCCACUUGUCACUAAAUGAAUUGUGUGAAAUUUGCUCACUUGGACUCCAGCAACAGUGUUCUACUCCCAAAUUGCCAGGCCAAAGGGUCUUCGGAUUCUUCCUUUUAUCACCUCUGCUCUAGGCAAAUUUUGUCAGGCAGAUUGGGAAACCAAUUCACUACAGAAUAAAGAUUUUUAAAAUGCAAUAAAGGUGGUAAAUGCAUUGUAUGAAGAAUUUCUCAGUGUAUAGUCUGAGAACUUUUGCAUGUUGAAUUGUGGCCAUUCUUAUUUAAAAUUAAAACAAUAAUGUUAGGUAGAAAAAUUUUUAUAAGGAGUAUUAUUUGACCACUUGAGGUAUACAUUCAAUACUGGGUAAAAAUUUCAGACCUAUUUAACUCAGGAACACAGAAAUACUUGGUGUCCUGAUAAGCACUUUCUAGACGAUUGAUGUGGCCAGGAAUUUGGAAAAAAGACAUACUCACACGUGUAUUUUUUUUUCUUCCCUGUGAUGAAAAGGCUGUGAAAACCUUAAAAGUAUUUGCUCGCUUCUUGUUUUGUUUAGUUGAUAAUGAAAUGUGUACAACCUCAAAUUUGCUGCCAGAAUGAUACUAAAAAUAGAAAACUACCCAUGAAA
Callithrix jacchus (white-tufted-ear marmoset) is the source of this 3877-nucleotide messenger RNA. It is a transcript of the gene ZRANB1, whose product is annotated as zinc finger RANBP2-type containing 1. The record is from RefSeq and is a predicted model, not a curated record. Gene Ontology annotation, molecular function: K63-linked polyubiquitin modification-dependent protein binding; cysteine-type deubiquitinase activity. NCBI's taxonomy places the organism in Eukaryota, Metazoa, Chordata, Mammalia, Primates, Cebidae. Gene Ontology annotation, biological process: protein deubiquitination involved in ubiquitin-dependent protein catabolic process; protein K29-linked deubiquitination; cell migration. Gene Ontology annotation, cellular component: cytoplasm; nucleus.